Messenger RNA from Schistocerca serialis cubense, 1759 nucleotides. RefSeq names its product SPARC-related modular calcium-binding protein 2 (gene magu). Gene Ontology annotation, molecular function: protein binding; calcium ion binding; heparin binding. The coding region runs from base 82 to 1713 and encodes 543 amino acids. NCBI's taxonomy places the organism in Eukaryota, Metazoa, Arthropoda, Insecta, Orthoptera, Acrididae. Gene Ontology annotation, biological process: extracellular matrix organization. The transcript is spliced from 14 exons. The record is from RefSeq and is a predicted model, not a curated record. Gene Ontology annotation, cellular component: basement membrane.
GCUCGUGGAGUCUGAGUGGUCUGUGUAGGCACGACUCGCCGCAGCCGCGCUCAGCCGUCAGUCCACACGCGACGCUCCACGAUGCCCACCGGAGGUGCUCUGCAGCGGCUGGCGGAGGCGCUGCCUCUGGUACUUCUGCUGCUGAUGGUUCCGGCCGGCUCCUUCGCUGCACAAGCCACUCCUCAGGAGUCUCAGCUGGUGGUGGAGCGGUGCGAGGCGCAGCUGCGGCAGUGCGAGCGCAGCCGGGCGCAGGGCGGCGGCUCCGUGUGCGGCUCCGACAACAACACCUACCACACGCUCUGCCUGCUCGAGCAGGCCGCCUGCAAGGGCGACAACGUCACGCUGCUGCACCGCGGGCGCUGCAAGCACGCGCGGCUGUGCUGGAGCGACCGCGAGUUCGCGCUGGGGCUGUCGCGCGCGCCGCAGACGCCGGCGCCGUUCGUGCCCCGGUGCGAGCCGGACGGGACGUACGCGCGCGUGCAGUGCCACGACGCUACCGGCUACUGCUGGUGCGUGACGCCGGCCGGCCGCCUGCUGCCCGGCACCACGCAGCCCAAGGAGCGGCCGCCGCGCUGCGACGGCGGCCACGGGAAACGGGCAACUAGAACGCCACCUCCGAAGAAAGGCUGCGCUCACAAUGACCGGUCCAAGUUCAGCCACAACUUGAUCAAGAACUUCCGUAUUGAGUACAACCGUCUGCCCCAGUCGUCGCCAACUGCCACCAAAGCCGAGGUGCUGGACUGGAAGUUCUCGACGCUGGAUGGAGACGGUGACGCGCUGCUGUCGCGCGAGGAGAGCGCCUCCCUGCGGCGCCUGAUUCGGGGCUCGGUGCGGCCGCGCCGCUGCGCCAAGCAGUUUGCCCGCCUUUGCGACAGGGACCGCGACGGCCGCAUCUCGCGCAACGAGUGGCACGCCUGCAUAGACCUCGACGUCAGCCAAAAUACCGUGGAGGGUAGAAGAGUAAGGGUGGUACACGAAGUUCUGUUCGUUGAUCCCCCUUCCCCUGACAUUGUGGUGGAUCCACUUAACAGAAGGAACAGCCAACCAGAGGCUAAUGAUUGUCUGUCUGACAGGCGGUCAGUAUUGGAAGAACAGAAAGCUGGCAGUGAUAAACUGUAUGUGCCAGAGUGCACUCCUGAUGGGCGCUUUCAGAAAAUACAAUGCUACAAUUCAACAGGUUAUUGUUGGUGUGUUCAUGAAGACAGCGGCAAGCCAAUACCAGGAACACCUGUGAAAGAUCAGAUACCAAAAUGCGAUGCAGUUCCUGCUCCAAGAAGGCCAAUGAAUGGUUGUUCUGAGCCCCGUAAGCAGUUGUUCCUUAAAGAGCUUAUGGACAUGAUGUCAAAGAAAAUGAUAUCUGCAAGGAACAGGACCAGUCAGGAAAGCCAAUCUCGACCCUUGCUACCAUCAUCACCAGAAGAGGAAAUUGCCGUGUGGAAUUUCAACGCACUUGAUAAGAAUAAAAGCAAGGUCCUAGAGAGAAAGGAGUGGAAACACUUCCGAACAAUGGUAACUGCCAACAAGCUGUUGCGGAAAUGUGGUAAAAGAUUUCCACGAUACUGCGACAUCAAUCUUGAUAGGAAAAUCAGUCUGACAGAGUGGCUUAACUGUUUAAGCAGCAGUGAAGAAAGCAUUUCAAGGACUUCGCAGACAUCAAGUUUCAGAAGAGUAAAAGGAGAAAACCCUUUACAGAUGUUACUUAAGCAAGAAUAAUGACCAUUAGUGAGAAAAAGGAAAUUGCUAAUAUUGUGUUUAAAAU